Messenger RNA from Zootermopsis nevadensis, 1483 nucleotides. Its product is annotated as gamma-glutamyl hydrolase. Lineage: Eukaryota; Metazoa; Arthropoda; Insecta; Blattodea; Termopsidae. Gene Ontology annotation, cellular component: vacuole. Gene Ontology annotation, biological process: tetrahydrofolylpolyglutamate metabolic process. The record is from RefSeq and is a predicted model, not a curated record. Gene Ontology annotation, molecular function: gamma-glutamyl-peptidase activity.
GUGCCUGGCACUCCAUGGUGAACCUCCCCAGGCUUUAUCUCACAGUCAGUGUGAAGCAGAAUGGCGAAUGUCGAGGUGGUGUUGCUGCUUGGGUUACUUGUUGGUGUGUCUGCCCUAAACAACAAACCGAUCAUAGGUGUUCUGUCACAGGAACUCGACACAGAAAUACAGAAUAGCUACGGAAACAACUACUAUACCGGAUACAUCGCGGCCUCAUACGUCAAAUUUCUGGAAAGCUCUGGGUCACGGGUCGUACCAGUAUGGACAAACCAGAGCACACAGUACUACGAGUAUGUCAUCAGCUCACUUAACGGAUUGCUGAUACCUGGUGGAGCAGCUCCGUUCACAGCCACUGACGGAUACGCCAGUGCUGGUUGGCAGCUGUAUAAACUGGCUGCCAAGAAAAAUGAUGCCGGAGUCUACUUCCCCGUGUGGGGGACCUGUCUGGGGUUUGAACUCUUGGCUGUUCUCUCGGCAAACCGGACAGAUGUCAGGAAUCUGUGCGAGGUUAUCGAUAUUGCACUUCCACUUACUUUCAAGCCAGAUUACCGGAGUAGCAAACUUUACAAAGAAGACGCAGAUGGCGUUCUGGAAAUACUGGAGAAGCAAAACGUGACGUUCAAUUCUCACCACAGGUGCAUCACAGAGGAGAAAUUGAAAGAAUCUGGUGUGGCAGAUCAGUGGCACGUUCUAUCAGUCAACAGACACAACGGAAGCGAAUUCAUAUCCAGUUUUGAGCACAAGAAAUAUCCGUUCUACGGCGUGCAAUUUCAUCCUGAGAAGAAUGCUUUCGAGUGGAAGAUCGAAUCUAUUCCUCACUCAGCCGACGCCAUAUUGGUAGAACAAUUUUAUGGGAACUUCCUGGUCAAUGAAGCUCGGAAAAACAAUAAUUCCUUGUCCAGCGUUAAAGAAGAGUUGGAAGCAGUGAUCUAUAACUACCCCGUGACAUACACAGGAGAUAAUACUGUCUUCGAACAGAGUUAUUUCUUCACAGAUGAACAGCAAGUGUUUACCCCAGCUACAACAACAACAACAACAACAACAACGACUACUACUACAACCACAACUACUGCUGGCACAACAGCUAAACCCACUACAACAACUACCACAGACACAACUACAGCUGAAACGGGCACUGAACCCAAUACUGAAACAACAGGUAUCAUGUCUGCCCAGUCACAUGACAGACAGAGCGCCGCGUCUGCGCAUAACUCUUUACCUCACGUCACUCUGUGCAUCACAAUGUUCGUGGCUUGGGUGGUGAAACAGUAGUGUGAACGGAAUUAAACUUUUUAAGACGCCGAUUUCCAAAUUGGGUUCUGUUUACGCCCCAAGGAUCCACUUGUAACAAACAAAAUACUUUCAUACUGGGAAAAUGGAUGCUGUUACUAUCUUGAGAUGCAGCUCUUUACUAUUAUUUACUGACAACUCGGAAAAUAUGCAAGUUGUGAAACAAAAGUAUCUAUGAAUGUAUAAAUUUACA